AUGGAUCCCGACAUUGAGAACGAACGAAUCGAAGACCGCAAAAAGUGGGGACAUAAAGAUGUGGAGCACUGGAGGGCAGUAUCCAAUGUGCAUUAUUAUACAAGAGAAGGCUUCUAUGGAACAGCAAUAUUGGUUUGUGACGGAAGGCUGGCUACAGUUCAGGACGUUCCACUGGCGAUUUUGAAAGGAGUUUGCCUGGUUCUUCUAGGGAAAAUUCCAGAGGCAAUUCGUCAUUUGGAAGCAUUUUCUAAUGACCAAAAUUUUUCUUUGGGAGCACUUUAUGCACUAAAAUGGGCUCAUGCAAGCGCUUUCAACCCAGACAGUAAAUCUAUCGUUGAAAUUGAGGCUGAAAUUUCAAAAACCGCAAGAAACGAAAAAACGCCUUACACUUCGUAUGCAUCGGCGGCAGAGGUCCUCUACUUUGCCGGAGAGUUCCAAAAGGCAAAGCAAAAUCUGGAUAUUGCUGGGAAGCGAUCAACGGAAAAGCAUGCGAAAUAUUACUGUUUGAUGGGUUGGAUUGAUUUGGGUUUGGGCAAAAAACAGAAAUCAACUCAGGAAUUAUUUGAGAAAGCUGGAGGCCAGGAAUAUCCGGAUGGAAACAUCGGUCGUUGUAAGAUCCUUGAAGGCCACCACUCUGCAUCUGAAAUGAGAGUUGCUGCAAAUGAAUUAGCCAUUUCCACAAUUCAUUUUCUGCCAGGACACAUUGAAAAAGCAAAAGCCCUAAUAAUGUUAAGAGACUGGCAUGGAGUGAUGGAUUGUAUUGUGAAUGCCGAUCAACAAGAAGGAAGCAAUCCAUACAUUGAGAUUCUGCGAACCACUCAUGGCAUCUGCUUCGCUGGAGAAGUAUCUCAAUUGAAUCGAACUCUUCAGCUUCUUUUGAAAAGUUUGGAUGACAAUGAAUCAAUCAACCACGCUCUUUAUGCAAAAAUCACAAAAUUGAUUGUAUCGAUUAGUGGGAAAAAUGAGAAGAUUUUGAGACAUGCGAGAGACUUCCUGAUCCGAGCUUUGAAGCUAUCUCGGAAACCCGACUAUGUAGCUCUUUCACUCCGAAUUGCAUUUGGAUUAGGAGAUGCUAGAGAGGUUUCUGUACUUUCCCAAGAGCUGAUUGCAUUGGAUUGUGAGGAUCCUUAUGCCAUUUUGUCGUCGGUCACCUCUAUGUUGAUGGUCAGUCGAGUGUCUGAUGCCAGGGCUCAAUUCGAUAUUAUGCCAGCAGCCCAUCCGAAGCUGUUAGAGUCACCGUUCUACUACCUAAUCGCCUCAGUACUUGCCAAACACAGCAAGGAUAAAUCGUUUGAAAACUUCCGUCAACACAUUGAAAAUCUAAUUGAAAUGCUUCGAAACCAACUGCAAUCCUUCCCAUUUGGCAUCGAUUAUCUUUUGUUAUUCAGUUCGGAUCUCUUAUAUUUUGCCAUCGAACAGUGCUUCGAUUUCUAUCCGUUGGUCCCAAUGAAGGCUCCAGAUGACACGAUGAAGCUAACUUCGAAGAUGCUCCAAAUGAUUUAUGAUGUUGCACCUGGUCUGGCUUAUUGUGCAUUGCAAUUGGCAAGAAAUUGCUAUUUGGUUUCAAAUACAAAUGCAGCUGAAAAAUGGAUUUAUAAGGCGCUGGAGAAAGAUGACUCGUUGGCAGAUGCACAUAUUCUAAGAGCACAAUUGAUUCUGGAUAGAGGUGGAAAGAUUCAAGAUGCUGAUGAUGCACUUGUUACUGGAUUGAAUUUCAAUUUCAAAUUGAGAGAGACCUCACUUUAUCAUUUGAUAAAAUCGAAAACUUUCAAGAAGAGAAACGAGAAUGAUGAAGCGCUCAAAACACUGAAAAUGGCAUUGCAAAUUCCGAAAAAAGAGAUGUCGAACAAUCUAUUUGUACCCAAGGAAUCUGCGGACACACAUAAAAUUUCAGUGCAAUUGGAAUUGAUUGACACGUUACGGCAAACCAAGAGAAUCCAAGACGCAGAAGACACAAUGGCAGAUGCAAUGGCUGAGUGGGCGGGGCAACCGGAGCAACAUCAACUUGUAAUUGCUCAAGCUCAACUGUAUCUAACCAAAGGACAUACUGAAAAAGCAUUGGCAAUUCUGAGAAAAAUUCAACCGGGUCAAUCGAAUUUCCAUUUGUCUCGAAUUCGAAUGGCGGAAAUUUAUUUAGAAGAGAAGAAGGAUAAACGAAUGUUCGCUGCUUGUUACAGAGAACUUCUAAAAGUCGAACCAACUCCUGGAUCCUAUUCCCUUCUCGGCGAUGCUUUCAUGAAAGUUCAGGAGCCAGAAGACGCCAUUAAUUUCUAUGAGCAAGCUCUGAAAAUGCAAUCAAAAGAUGUGCAAUUGGCUGAAAAGAUUGGCGAAGCUUAUGUGAUGGCUCAUCUUUAUUCGAAAGCUGUUAAUUUUUAUGAGUCCUCUAUGAAUAUUUAUAAGGAUAAGAAUAUGAGGCUGAAGUUGGCCAAUCUACUGUUAAGAUUGAAAAAUUAUGAAAAGUGCGAGAAGAUUCUACGAGCUCCAUUGGACAGGGAACCGGAGCCAUCGGAUACGGAAACUAUCCAGACGCAUAUUCAGUUUUUGUUGCUUUUGGCAGAGUGUCAUGAAAUGGUUGAGAAUAUUCCAGAAGCCAUGAAAGAUUUCGAAAAAGCCAAAAGCCUUCACAACAAAAUCCAAGACAAGACCAACACGACGGGUCUUCGAAAAGAGGGUGCGAGAAUCUGCAAUCUCCAAGCAGAACUCUAUUACCGUCGUCAUGAAUUUCCGCCAGCCAUCGAAGUCUGCAAACAAGCUUUACAGUUUUAUGAGACAGAUCUAAAGUCGAAUUUAUUGUUGAGCAGAAUUUAUAAAGACGAAAACAAAUGGACAUUGGUCCUGCAGCCAUGUCAGGCUGUCCUACAAGUUGAUCCUCAUAAUGAUGAAGCUAAUUUGAUCCUCGCUGAUUUCUACUACAUCAAAAGCGAAGCUGAUCAUGCAAUGACCAGCUAUAUAACUUUGUUAAAUAAAAAUCCUCUUCACUGGCAUGCUCUAUUCCGAGUCGUUGAGUUGUAUUGUCGAAAAGGAGAACAUCAUAAAGCAGAUGAAUUUUUGAACUCGGCUCGAGACGCGAAUCCUCGAUGUGUAACCGAAGCUGGAUACAGUGUGUGUCGUGGACGAUUCGAAUGGUAUACUGGUGAUCAAUCUCAAGCACUUCGAUGCUAUUCGAGGGCUAAAGACUCUCCAAAUGUUGUAUGGAGAGAGAAAGCGUUGUACGCAAUUAUCGAUAUCUGUUUGAAUCCGGAAAAUGAGAAGAUUCUCGAUGCGGAUAGUGUGGAAAAUGCGGAGCAGAAAACGACCGAAGAAGCGGCGGAUCAGCAAAGCACUGCACAAGUGUAUCUCGAUCUUCUUGGGAAAGUAGGACCAACUGAACGCUAUCGACUGGCCCAGAAUUUCGUUCGAAUGCAUACAACUGACAAAAAUACAAUCAUGGCAACCAUCGACGAAUUCAACAAAAUGGCAUACGCUGCUGAUAAAUCAAUUAUCAGUGUUGCGGCAAUUUAUGGAAUCGCUAAAGGUUAUUGGCUUCUGAAAAAGCAGCAACCAGCUAAGCAAUUAUUGAAAUCUUUGCAUGGGAGAGUAUGGAAUUUCGAUGAUGCCGAAUAUUUGGAAAAGUGUUGGCUUCUGAUGGCAGAGAUUUAUGUGGGUGCGUCGAAAUGGGAACAGGCUGGAACGUAUUUGGAUCAAGUGUUGAAAUACAAUUGUAACAGUUUGAGAGCAUUUGAAUUGUAUGGACAGGCGAAAGAAAAAGAGCAAAAGUAUGUGGAAGCAAGCAAGAUUUAUGAGAAGGCAUUCAAUACGACCAAUCAGAAAAGUUGCAGUUUUGGCUACAAACUCGCAUUCACUCUACUAAAAACUCGUCGCCUGUUCCUUUGCAUUGAAACUUGUCAAAAAGUUCUGGAUAUAAAUCCACAGUAUCCGAAGAUUCAGAGAGAAAUCAUGGAUAAGGCCAGAGGAAUGAUCAGGACUACUUGA
Molecule: messenger RNA, 3972 nt
Organism: Caenorhabditis briggsae
Lineage: Eukaryota; Metazoa; Nematoda; Chromadorea; Rhabditida; Rhabditidae
Exons: 15
Coding region: 1-3972 (1323 amino acids)
Biological process (GO): intraciliary retrograde transport; protein localization to cilium
Cellular component (GO): intraciliary transport particle A
Molecular function (GO): protein binding
Source: RefSeq, a predicted model, not a curated record